CGAAGAUUAAUGUUCUGUUUUUCUAAAGUUUAUUUCAUGGAAACAUGUGAUCGCGAAAUGACAACUGAGAUUACAAUGAGAGCACUGUUCCUAAAUAUAGUUUAAUAUCUUAAUUAUCUUCAAAGAUUGCUUGAAAUGUCAAGCUCGUUUUGAGACAGACCUUGCUUUUGUGGGGAGAUUUAUGGAGGAGAGGUUUUUAGUUUUUUGAUGAUGAUUUACUUUUUCUUCUGACAUUUAUGUUUAGAUACACGAACUACAGCUAAUCUGCUGGAUUAAUGAAGAACCAGCCGGCAUUUCACUGCGGUCACUAAGAAACUUGUGGUCUGAUUUACACUUUAAAUAAACGCACAUAAUGCAGUUUUUCGUAAUUUAUCGGCUAGACGUAAAUACUAAAUAGAUUUUUGUGGGGACCAGACCGCGUCCUAACUUGAUUUCCUAACUGCCAUAAGAGGAAGCGAGGGAGUGCGCGUUCACGGAGAAUGGGGUCGCGCGCCUCAAAGGAGCGCGUCUCAAGAGCGGAGGCGCUCCGUGACGUUCAUUCAUUUACCACUCAAAAACAAAACUCACGGUAACAUGAUGCCUUUCAUUCCGUUCAGGAUACAAGAACAUACGGUGUGCAUCCGACUUAAUGUCAAAUGACAGGGAAAAUAAUAGUGGAUUGGGGUGAUGCGGACAAAGAAAGAUAAGAGGCCGCACAAGUCGGAAUGACACAGGGUUUCCCUACAGCGACCUCAUUUGUGCUGCUCUUCCUGAUGGGAUUUGCAAUGGCUGGUAUCCAGCUAUGGCCAUCGAUGCACAUUGCCUUGAGCAAUGCCAGUGUGUUUGUGGAUUACAGCACUGAAAACAACCUCACUGACCACCGACUGACAGUGGAAUUGAUUGACGUGGACAGGAAUGUUACAGUACUUACCAGGAUGCUUCCUUUCCACCAAUCAGAAGGGUCAAUGGAGUUCAACUGCUCCUGUUUUCUUUAUGCUGGUAAUUUCAGAUUCAGACUGGAGCAGAAGCACGUCCUUGGCGUGUCUAACAGGAGUGCCAUCUGGUGGUGGAGUCCGAUUCUACAUGUGCACUGGCCUAACUUUCACUUAGUUGUGGAAAGGGGAAGCAACAACCAGAGCUCCACUGACUUUAGGAUUGGUGUGUACACUAAUGACCAUUUCCAUCCAUGUUCAAGCAGCAAAGCGUCAACUCUGUACCUUGAUGUGAGCUACCUUGAACAAGUCCAGGUAAAAAGAACCACCUUUGAGAAGGUGCAGAAUCAGAUAAGACAUAAUAUUAAAGUAGCCAGGUCUCAACAUCUAGAAAUGCCAUGUGCAUCCCCUCUGACAGAGCGUGGCUUCAUCCAGAUUUCCAUAAAGUCCCCUCAUACCCAACAAGACAUAAAAUCAUCUGGUCCCCUUUACCUGUCCAGCAUCUUUUCCUACAAGCUUGUUGUGGAUAACAGUUACAAAAGAGGUUGUGAAGGAGCAGUUUCUGUCCGUCGAAUUGCUCCUCCCUGUACAGUUGCAAAUGGAAAGAUUCUGCUUUACAAGGAACAAAGUAAAGACUCAUCUUCUCCCUCUCACCUGGCAUUCAACUUCCUCACACAAGGGGAGAAUGAGACUGAAUUUAACUGCUCCAUCUUUGAUGCUGGCAAGAAUAAGUACUGCUUCAAUUUCACUCUGGUCUACAGUCAGGCUGCCAGUUUAGCGCACACCUGUGUGAUUGUGCAAAGACAUACAAAAAUGUGGGGACCGUGGCAGGCAUGGAGUGGUUGUAGUGUGACUUGUGGGGAAGGUGUGCGAGAGCGUGUCCGUGAAUGUCUGCUGCCCUCUAGUGGUGGGAUACAAUGCACUGGCAUGGUUAGGGAGCAGUCACACUGUUCACUAGAAGACUGCACUGAGGAGAUUCCCCCUCCACCAGUCAGCCCUCCACCAGCUGUGAGCACACCUCUAACUAGUAAUCUAGUGGUAGUGUCUGGGAUCGCUCUUUGCCUGGCUGUGAUCCUGGCCACCAUUUUUGUUACAGUGUGGCGAAAACUGUGUCGUGCACCAAAAUGCAGCUCUAUGCGCCGUGGAUCUCUGCACUCUCCUAGCGGCAGAAAGAACUCUGAUCAGGCCUCUAUCUGUGGUCACAGCAUGCAGAGGCCCAGUUUCUCAGAAAGUCUCCAGGCAGCUCCCCUACAGAAGGGAUUUACCUUACCUGCUAAACAGGGACCAUCAAACCGAGGUGUAUUGGCUCAUCAACAGAGCAUGUCCCUUCCUCUUCCCCAUCCACAAGACCCAGAGAGGAUGUCUCCUUCUGGCCAAAAGAUCAUUCCACCCCUUUUUGGCUACCGCUUAGCUCAACAGCAGCUCAAGGAAAUGAAGAAGAAAGGCUUAAAAGAGACUACUCAAGUCUACCAUGUGUCCCAAAGUCCAGUGGAUGACACCAUGCUAGAAGCAACGGCUUCAGCUGGUCUAACUCCUGUGCCCCAAGAAUUUGACAGUCCAGAGGAGUCAAGCAGUAGCCACUUCCGCAUAAGGUCUACCUUUCCAGAACCCACAUGGCAUUCCAAAAACAGUACCUUGUCAGAUAGACAAAAGAUAGACAUGUUACAUAAUCCUUCGAAGUCUGCAUUUAGUGCCAGCUCAUGUCGUCUUGAGCGCACUGCAGACUGGGUUGAGAUGGUAGAGCGCAGCAGAGUACCAUAUUCCAAGAAUACCAAUUUCAGGAGGACUUCAAGCUUCAAUGAGACCAACCAGCAGCCAUUUCUCCCAUCUCGGCCAUACAGAGAAAGAAGCAUGACCCAGGUGACCCCUCGGCAACUGCCUGAGGGCAGCUGUAGAAGCAGACCCUGGGAACAUACGCUUCCUGAACUUGAGGUCUGGUCUUGUUCCAGUCCUAGGAUGACUGAAAGCUCAGUGGACAACAGGAGAAGACCAUGGGUUGACACACCCCCAUCACAGUCAAAUUCAAAAGAUUCAGCUCCAGCGACACCAACAAAAGAGCCCUUGGUGGAUCGUCAUCACGGGGCCCGGAGCCCAUCUUCUGCACUGGACCGUGCUGAAAGAGCAGAGCAGAACUGGAGCAAAAGAGGCCCCUCACCCAUCCAGAGGAACAUACUAGCAAGGAAGCUACGAGAGGCGAAUUCCUCUACCGGCCAAAGGCAACGCAGUUCCACAUUUUCUACCUCAGAGCAGCGUAGGGGACGCUGUCGCAGCCUUCCUCUCUCUGCAGACUACAGCAACUCUCCAUAUAGUCUCACAGAGUCAGAACAACGCAUGAUGGACAUUUCUGGAUACUUGGGUGAAGAUGAUGGCGUAGAGGUUCUGACUAUUCAUAAGCUUACCUGACAAAUCCUGUGUUUCUACUAGUUUCCAACACUUUGACUUUAAAAUGAAAGUCUUAAUGGAAUGAAGCAUUAGUUUUUGAUUACAGAAAGGUGUUUCUAUCAGAUUUGGAAGAUUUUGUAUCAUUAUGUUUUCAUGACUUCAAAUGAACGAUUCAUUGUAUUUCUAUUUAUGAAGGCUUGAUUUGAUUUAAAAAGCCAAUUUGAUCUCAUGCAAACCACCAUCAUGAACAUUAUAUAGUAUAUUUUGGACACAUUUUGAUUUGAUUGUACACUGGAAAAUGUGAAUUCUCAGGUUUUUUUCCAUAACAAACCAAAAUAUACAUAUAUAUACAAAGU
Molecule: messenger RNA, 3649 nt
Organism: Danio rerio (zebrafish)
Lineage: Eukaryota; Metazoa; Chordata; Actinopteri; Cypriniformes; Danionidae
Source: RefSeq, a predicted model, not a curated record